Molecule: messenger RNA, 1453 nt
Organism: Phasianus colchicus (ring-necked pheasant)
Lineage: Eukaryota; Metazoa; Chordata; Aves; Galliformes; Phasianidae
Source: RefSeq, a predicted model, not a curated record
GAAAGAAGAAUCAAGCUACAGGACAAGUAACCUGGAAAAUGCAAUGCGCGACACAAGCAAAGAGCAGCUGCAUGUGAAGCUUUGCAAUGGGUCUUGCCAUGCUGAGCAAAUCCUCCAGACACUGAACGCCUACCGGCGUGGUGGCAUCUUCACAGAUGUGGUGUUGUUAAUUGAUGGGCAAGAAUUCCCCUGCCACCGUGCUACUUUGUCAGCCAACAGCACUUAUUUCCGGGCGAUGUUUGGUGGCAAUCUCAAGGAAAGCCACCAGAAUAUCAUCAACAUCCAGAAGAUUUCUGCUUCCACCAUGUCUCUCCUUCUUGACUAUAUGUAUGGGGGGAGCAUUGUCAUUCAGGAAGACAAUGUUGAAGGCAUCUUGGAACUGUCUGACUUGCUGCAGAUCUCCAAGCUUAGGGAUGCUUGCAUCAGCUUUCUUGAAGGCCAGCUUCACCCCUGCAAUUGUUUAGGUAUCAUGAAGUUUGCUGAUUCAUUCUCCAUCACUUCCCUGACAGAAAAAAGCAAGAGGUUCAUGCUGGAGUGUUUCGUGGAGGUGUCAUGCCAUGAAGAGUUCCUAGAGAUGGGUGUGAAGGAACUGGUUGAGUAUUUGUCUGAUGAGCAGCUGGUGGUCCCCAAGGAGGAGGUGGUCUUUGAAGCAGUCAUGCGUUGGGUACGACACGACGUUCCUGCCCGGAAGGGAGCCUUGAAGGAUCUCCUUGAGCACGUCCGUCUGCCAUUGCUCAACCCCACCUACUUCCUGGAGAAGGUGGAAAUGGAUGGGCUCAUCCAGGACUCAAAGGAGUGCAUCCCUCUGCUGCACGAAGCCCGCAAGUACUACAUCCUUGGGAACGAGGUCAGCUCUUUGAGAUCGAGGCCCAGAAGGUUCAUGGAGAUGGCAGAAGUUAUCAUCAUCAUUGGGGGCUGUGAUAAGAAAGGACUUCUGAAGCUGCCCUUCACCGAUCUCUAUCACCCAAAGAGCAGGCAGUGGACGGCUCUCUCCAGUGUGCCUGGCUACACCAAGUCAGAGUUUGCUGCUUGCACGCUGAAGAAUGAUGUCUACAUAUCAGGGGGACACAUCAGCAGCAAUGAUGUUUGGGUGCUGAGCUCCCAGCUGAAUGUCUGGAUCAAGGUUGCUUGUCUGCAGAAAGGCCGAUGGAGGCACAAAAUGGCAACGCUUCAGGGCAAGAUCUACGCCGUGGGAGGCUUUGAUGGUUUCUACCGCCUCUCCAGUGUGGAGUGCUAUGACACCUUCUCCAACAGCUGGUCCACCUUGGCUCCGCUGCCACAAGCUGUGAGCUCGGCAGCCGUGGUCUCUUGCUUGAACAAGCUUUACGUGCUGGGUGGUGCUGUGGAUGACACUGCUAACACUGACAAGGUGGGCUCCUCAGUAAAAUCUUCAGCUAUGAUCCAAGGAAAGACAGCUGGCAAGAAGUGGCUGCCCUCCCUGGGCCUCUGGUAA